CUACACAACAAUCAUCAGUUUGUGUUGAACAGUGAACAGUAUCAGUUGGCAGUUAUUUUGCUUGCCUGACCGGUAAAUUCGCAACGCGUCUAUUAAUUCAAAGCGCAAUUAUAUCAAAUUAUAUCCAAACAUUUCGUUAAAGACAUUUAAACAUAUACCGACUGAUCUUCAAUAGUUUAGUAAAAACUCAACUUCAGACAUUAAAAAAAAAAAAUAAAUAAAAAAAACACUGCAGAUCCAGAAUUAGCGACGGUUGCAUUCUAUCACAUUUACAUAGACAGUUGUUUUCAACCCUGAAGGUUAAUGUUGUAUUAUUGUUUCGCAAUCAAAUCGUGUCUGAAAAAAUGUUAAGUUCUAGAAUAUCAUCGAUAAUAGUUUUAAUGGUAGCAAUAGGUGGCAUAUCAUCUAUAAUGGUUAGCGAUUCGGCAACAAAAUCGCCACUUGUUUUUUCGAAAUGGCCACCUUAUCCAAAUAGUAAAUCAUCAGCGUUGCGACAUCAAAUCUUUCAGCAUUUGCGUACAACGGGACGAAUUCCACAAAAUAUGAUUGUCAAACGAUAUCCAACAUCAAUGUCAUAUAUGAUGCGUCCAAUGAAAUAUGCUCAAUUGAAAAAGGUGCCACUUCCACAAGCAUCAUACUACAGGCCAACGAUAUCAACGCCACCACGAUAUCGUUUCCAAAGUUCACCAGCUGCACCACAACCCGGCGAAUAUAUCUUCGAAAAUCCAUUCAACAACGUUGGCUAUCAACCAAAUAAGAAAAAGAUUAGCUUAACCGAUGAUACAAAAUACAAUCCGAUACAUACGGUGCCGGCCCCAAAUUUGCAUAAGAAUCUCGCAUAUUCGACACAAACUGAAUAUAUUCAUGAGCCGGUUGAUAAUCAAAUUUUCGAACAGAAAGAUCCACAAUUCAAUCAAAUAACAUUUAGACCAUUGACGGUGCCACAAUAUCAGGUCACUGAACAAAUAAAUGAUCACACAAUACGAGUGGAUCCAUUUAGUAAACAGACAAAAAUAUAUGUAUCCGAUUCAGCACAAUCAAUUCCAACAUACAAAAUUGCCCAAUCAUUUGACUCAUUUAAUCAACCGAGUGCGGUUGCAUCACGUCCGUUGCCCUUUGAAAUUAGUUUUAUUCCAGCACAGCCACAGCCACAACCACAGUCACAGCAACAGUCACAGCCACAAAUAAGUUCAGCUCCAGUUGCAUCACCAUUAAUUCAAAUGGCCAAUCAGGUGCCGCCACAACAACAACUUCCCGACACCUAUGCGAUACCAAUUGGAAAUCAACCACAAUUACAACAGCAUCUACUUCAACAACAAUCAAUGAUACAAAAUGUUCCACUUUCCGUAUAUAAUCCAACAUAUUUGGUGACACAAUCCAAUAAUUUACUAAAACAACAUCGUGAACAAUUAUUCAAACCAUCGCCAUCACAUUUGGAGACAUUAAAUCAAUCGCCGUCAGUUGAUUUGGCGGCUGGAAAUACACAAUCGUUACAAGAUGUUGGUUCGGUUGCAAGCGCUGGCCAACUAUUAACUUCUGCACAGAGUCAACAUAAACAACACGAGCAUACAAAUUCAAUUUCACUGCGUCCAGAUUUUUCAGUGGCCGCACAACUACAGCACACAGAUAAUACACCAACGUUUCAGCGUUAUGUGGCCGAUCGACCAACCGGAAAUGGCAUUGUUGUACAGCAACCUGUAUUGACCGAAUCCGAAUUGAACACACUAUUAAACAUUGGAAAUCACGAAAAUGAUAAUCAAAAUCCAUUUGUGGCAUCGACGUACUAUCAAUCGCGGCCAGAUCCGCAAAUUGAAUUGGAAAAUCGUCAACGCCAACAAUUUAAUGAUUUUAAAAUUGCAAAAGCAAACGAAGAACUCAAAGAGAAAAUUAAUACGGUCGAAGGAUCAUCAUCAUCAUCGUCGUCGUCGUCAUCAUCACCAUCAUCGACGCCAUUGCCAUUAAAUGGCCGUAGAAAGACUGCACAUCAACAACACCAAGAAAAAUUAGCAGAACAAUUCACUGGGAAAACCGCACUUAGAAUAUAUGUGCCAGAUGACGACUAUCAGAAGAAAAAUGAUGUCAGAAGAUCCGAUUUUAUUCGAUCCGAAAUGAAAAAUGAUUAUUUGAUGAUGAGACGAGACGAUUAUCAUCGGGAUGAAAAUCAAUAUUUUUUUAAUGAUGUUAUUCAAGACACGACAACCAAUCCCAGUGAAGAUGACUAUCUCAACGACACAGAAUCGGUAGAUCGUUUAGCGCUUGAUGGUGAAACCAAUGAACCAAUCAAUAGCAGCACAAUUAAUUCAUACAACUAUUAGAUCGUAAAAUGUUUCUAGAUUAGAUCUUAAAUUGAUUUUAAAUAUUGAAUUAAACGAAAACGAAUAAAAUGAAGAAAAAAAAAGUUUUUGAAUGAAGACAGACGUUCGGGAACAUAUGUUCACCUUCAUUCAGACAUACGUCAUAUAAAAUACAUUGCUGUUCCAACCGAAUAGCAGUAGCAAUGUUUUUUUUUUUUUUGUGACCAACGUCUGAGAUAAGGUGAAUACACUUUUCUGAACGUUUAAGAUGUUCAGUCGGGUUGUUUCGUGAAGGCGAAAUGCCAACUAUAACCAACUUAUUAAAUUUGCAUGAGAAAUAAUAUGUUGCAUACGACGUGUGCAUGAUUUUCACAAGCAGCUUCAAAUAAUUAAUUAGAUAAAGGAUACUCGCAUUGAAUUUUUCAAUUGAUUGUAAAUUUAUUCGCAAACAAUAAAUCGGUCGGACAGUCAUUCCACCAACCAUUAUACAGCAAUUUUAUAUUAAAUUUUUGUUCAUUCAAACCGUUGAAAAAUGUAAUGCUUUGACCCAUUCUGGUGGUCAUUUCUGUGUCAAAUGGAACAUAAAUUAUAUAUGCAUAGUUUCAAAUAAAGAAUUCAAAUUCCAAUGGAA
This is a messenger RNA of Contarinia nasturtii (swede midge), 2925 nucleotides long. RefSeq lists its product as uncharacterized. The coding region runs from base 345 to 2315 and encodes 656 amino acids. The transcript is spliced from 6 exons. Lineage: Eukaryota; Metazoa; Arthropoda; Insecta; Diptera; Cecidomyiidae. The record is from RefSeq and is a predicted model, not a curated record.